UUUCUCAGCGGAAGUGUCAUCACUCGGUGGUGGCGGCGGUCGAUUGUGAAGUGGGGACUUGUGCUGAGACCUGCCGUUGGUUCUUCGUAGAGAUGCCGCGGGGAGGAAAACGGGGUCACAAGGGGAGGGCAAAGCAGUUUACAAACCCAGAUGAGAUUGAUGCUCAGAUGAAAGCAGAGAAAGAAAAGGCCAAAGACCUGCCUGAAAAUGCAAGUGAUUCUGACUCUGACGACAGCAGUGAAGAUGACUCUGAGCCCAAGAAGAAAGGAGUGGAAGGUUUAAUAGAAAUCGAGAACCCCAACAGAAUAGUACAGAAAAACAAGAAAAUAACUGAAGUGGAUCUCAAUCCCCGUAACCGCGAGCUCUCCAGGCGAGAAAGGGAAGAGAUCGAGAAACAGCAAGCUCGGGAACGGUACAUGAAGCUCCACCUCGAAGGGAAGACUGAGCAGGCGCGUGCUGACCUGGCGCGGCUUGCGAUCAUCCGGAAGCAGCGGGAAGACGCCGCCAGGAAGCGUGAGCAUGAGAAAAAAUUGAAAGAGGCAAAGGCCUAGCACCAAAUCUGCCCAACAGAAUCAUCUGGAAACCUGGAAGGGACAUUCAGCCCAUCUGCUCUUGCACAACUCAUCUCCUCCUCACCAUCCAACGCAAACAACAACACAAAAAAAACUACCCAUCACAUCAACACAUUUCGCCUGCAUUCAGCGCACAGCCAGAGGGGAAAAUCUGCCUUUUGAAUUUGUACUCUUCCAAUAAACAAGGUGUUUUUUAAAAAUCCGGCUGUGUGCUUUCAGAAGCACCGUUCGGCAUUCUGUGCAUGAAGACUGAAAAGACUUGUGAAUGUUUAACGUGUGCUGUGGUCUACUGGCACUAGACAGAGGUUCAAGUAAGGAAAGUGAAUCUGGGUGGUAAUCUCCCUGUUACCCAGAUCUUGCUCCAGUUAGGAACAGGCCCUUUACGUACUGAGGUAUAUAGUCCUCACAACUCCUUAAGAUCUGUUUUUAAAAAAGACAUAAGCAGUAUAUCUCAAAUUAUUUUGUUCAGUUUCCACAAGUGUUUGGAAAGGGUGGGGAGUGGAGACGCACCUUGAGGGGAAUGGGAUGCAAGUGAGAUUCACUCUGGAAGGUGUAUGGAAGACAAACGAGCUUGAGGAGAUGGAGUGGUUAAGGAUAUAAUUGAUACUGCAGAAGCCGGGGAAUGUUUCAGAUUGCCACUUUAUUGUGAAUUGUAAGCAUUGCCUAUGUUCCAGGUGGCUCUACAUACUCUUAUGUCACCUCCUGAUGUCAUCUUUUUCAGAACCCAGGUGUGAAAUUUAUUUCCCUUUAUUUCUUGCUCUCAUUGUAUCAAAUAUUUGCUAUAAUAGGUUUUUUUUUGAGAGCUUUGGUUAACGGUGCUGCAAGCUGAUAAUAAAACAACCCAGCCUCAAAAAAAUUUAGUAAUUUUUUCUUGCAUAAAUUUUAAGCUUGUUGUAAUAGAGAUGUUUGGCUCUUCCCUUGGGCAUUUAACUCCCAGAGUCAUAUCUGCCUUAUUUUUUGUACAUUUAUGUUUGAUUGCAUCUUUAUAAUUUUUGGAGUGUGAGAAAUUAGUAGAAAUGUUUAAUUCUGAUGGAAAACCAAAGUAGAAACUUUUGCAAAUUCCUGAAGUCUGUUCUACCAUUGGCUGACCUGGUCUGUAUUGGGUUUAUGGAGGGGAGAUGGGUGGGGGUUUAGGGAAUGCUGUGAUUCUUAGGAGGUAUCGAAUUAGUAUUGAGUUUUCUUCUGUUUGGAGGGGGCAAAAUAAAUUGCCAGAAGUUUUACUCCUGAUCUCCAAUAUCUGGGGAUUUUAGAAGAAAAUGCAGCAGUCCAGUGGUUGGUUGUGUGCACCUUUUCCUUUCAACCACUGUCCUAUUCCCCCUUUCAGAUCCACGGUCUUGUGCUGGGUUGGCUGUGGUAAGAAGAGGGACAGUUCUAACUGGCACCCAUUUUAUUUCAGACCAUGCUCAGAGAGUGUAGGUUUGUUAACACAAAUAUUGAUGCAAAAAGUUUGGAAUUGUAAUGGGUACACCUAGUGUAUGCAUUGAAAGUUUAGCUUUUUCCUCAAACGGACUUUGGCUCAACCUUUGCAUUUCCAGCAACUUCUAUUUCUUGGUAACUUUGCCAGCUCAUCAUUAAGAUUCCCUGUAGCUUUACUUCGCAUUUAAACCUGAAGUUAAGGUAAGCAAAGUGGAACCUGAUUUAUUCCACUAAUAUUUAACAGCAAAUAUUACCUCCUUUUCCAGAUUAAUGUUUGGUAUGUCAAUGUCCGUAUGUUAAGAUCUUGUUUCACCCCUGUCUCUGUCCUAAGCAAAUCCCAUGUCCCUGUAAACAAAAAUACAGUCUGUUUGAGAUUUGGUAGAUUGCAGCUAACCUGCAAUGGAUCCCAACAUGUUCCAUUUUCCCUGUUUGUGAGAACUGGAGAUAGUGAUCCAGUGGCUGAGAUCAACAUACCUAAGAACAUUGAACCUAAACCCAGAGGUGGGAGAGGUAGGAAUGUUUGCUUUGUCUCCCCUUUGGAAUUCGUGCAGUCCUACCCCACAUCCAGCUUCACUGAGCAUCCACUGUGCUCAAGGAGUUGGGAAAAUUAUUACUCCAUUUACCAUACCGCAGACAGGAAAACUGGUGAAAUAUACCUGGCCUCUGCAAUCCCAUGUUAAUAAUCUGUUGUUUGUGUGGAAUGACUGGUAUUGAUCUUUGUAUCCUGUUGCUCUGCUCUAGUUGUGCCCAUUAAUGUGAUUGGAGCACAAUCUUUGUUCAAGUCUCAUUUCAGACUGAAGCGCUAACUUGCAAAUGCUUCUCACACCUAAAGCGUAUAAAACUUCAUUUAUAUUCCACACUAUCGUACAAUCAUAAGGGAAGCACUGGGCUGGAUCUACUGGAUUAGGGUUUGAAGUUUCCACUGGUUUCAAUCGUUAAUUUAAAAUCUGCCAAUUCUUUUCACUUUCUUUCAAGCAGCUAACUGUGCUUUAGACCCUUCAAUGCCUGCACUUUUUGAGGCAGUGCUUUGAAAAUGUUCUGUUUUAAAGCAUGGAAAUUAGAUUAGUUACCUUGAAAUCUUGUGUUAGGAUUGUGAAAGAGAUGACAGACUUCUAUUGGGGUUGAAUUCAAGCAAAAAUACUAAUUGUUUUCACUUGUAGUGAAAUGGCUAAUAUACAAACUCACUUGGUCACCCUAUUCCUCUCUUCUGGGCAUCUACACAAACCCCCUUCAGUAUUUUGGGGCUCUCACCAAAGUAGAUGAUCUUCAGCGUAAUGUUAAUGAGCUAUUGAGAUUUCAAGUCAGCACCAUAGGAUUAGCAAGCAUCCUGCCCAAAACCCUUCAGCAAUCUUUCAACAAGAUAUAAUCACAGGGUUUAAAGAAUGUUUUUUUAAUUUAAAUUGCAAUAAAAUCUCUAGAAGGAAUUGCCAUUUGUCUUGUUUUCUUUAAAUAGAAUCAUCCUAAUCCAUUCAUGAACUUACUUCUACAACGAUGGUCAUAAUAAUGGCCAAAACUUGUGUUAAUCCCUGCAUAGCUUUGCCCCUUGAAAUCUCCACAGAUUUCUCAAACCCUCUGUAAAUUUAUUAUCUAAGUACAUGUAUGUCAUAAUAUACAACCCUGAGAUUUAUUUCUUGCAAGCAUUCUCAAUAAAUCCAUGGAAUAAUAAUCAUAACAGAAUCAAUGAAAGACUGCACCAACUUGGGCAUUCAACCAAUGUACAAAAGACUCCAAACUGCAAAUACAAAAAUGAGAAACAAUAAAUAUCAAGAACCUGAGGUGAAGUGCCCUUGAAAAUGAGUCCCUAGAUUGUGGAAUCAGUUCAGCAAUGAGGCGAGUGAAGUUGUCCCAUUUGGUUCAAGAGCCUAAUGGUUGAGGGAUGAUAACUGUACUUGAGCCUGGUGGUGCAAGUCCUGAGGCUAGUGUACCACCUCCCUGAUGGUAGUUGCAAAAAGGGAACAUAUCCUGGGGGGUGGGGGGGGGGGGUUCUCUGAUAGAUGCUGCUUUUCUGCAACAGCAUUUCAUAUAGGUGUAUUCAAUGGUGAAUCCCCUUCAGUGUUGCAUUUGAUGGUUAAGUAUGAGUGAGCACAAGAGCCUGGGCUGACUCUCCAGAGCCAUACUGAGAGAAUGGCAGAUCAGCAGAACACUCAGGGGGUGCCUUAAGUAAUGGCACAGUCAGUUAGCUCUUGAGUGGGAGACAAAGGCUCCUUAUUGAGCAGGUUUAAAUUCUGGGGAGAAAAUGUGAUGCAGAUGUUAAUCUACCUUGCCAGCACAUUAGAGAUGUGUGAUUCUGCUGCUGUUUCAGCAGCACAAAAUAGUAGAGGAACUCAGCAGGUUGUCAGGAUCUAAUGAGGAGAAGUGAAGUUAUUUUGGGCCAAGACCCUUCAGGCCCAAAAUGUCAACUGUCUACUUUCCUCCAUAGAUGUUGGCUAACCUGUUGAGUUUCUUGGGAUUUCUUAUGGAUGUGUGUGUGUGUUACAUGUUUCUUGGUGAGGUCUUGGAUUUCCUCUGUGUACUCCAUUUUGAAGAGGUUGUGAAAGAUGUGCAAGGUACUUCAAAAUUUCCUUCCUAAAAUUCAUUUUAAACCCCACCUCGGACUAGAUCACAUCCCCCCUCCACACUCCAUCCACCCAUUGUGUGUCCUACUUCCAAGGUUUGUCUGGUGUUAAAGGUGGUCUCUAAAGGGAAGUUUUUGUUGUGUACGUGCCUUGUAUUACAUGUGGGACUGAGCUUGUCAAACUCAUCACAUGCCUGCUACAAACUUGCUUUAAGAGAACAUGAUGAGAAGAUACAAGCCUAAGAAGGGGAUGCCACUAGAUGGAGCACACUCCAGAAGCUGGCUGUAUCUUAUAGUUGUAUAUCAAACUAUUGUUGAAGCAUAAAUAGGCUAACCAGGGUCCUUUGGUUAUUUCCCAUUGAUAUCGCUAUAUCAACGCUUGAGAAGCUGAGCAUCAUAUCACUUUCUAAGUUCAGAUACCUGCUAUUAAAUUGUCCAGCGUUUUGUGUGCCCCAGUUUCUUAUUCUGACUUCCUACCCCCAUUCCCCUUCCUUUCCAGUCCUGAUGGAAGGGUCUUGGCCUGAAACUUCAACCAUCUAUUCCUCUCGAUCACGGGUUCCCAACCUGGGUCCAUGGACCCCUAGAUUAAUGGUAGGGGUCCAUAAUAUUUUUUUAAAAAAGCUCAGAGACCCUGCUCACUGACCUGAGUUCCUCCAGCGUUUUGUAUGUAUGACUUGCAUUAAAUCAACUUGCUAUCUCUGCAUUUACUGUAACUAUGUUGCUCAUCUGUGAACUGGUAGGAUAUUUGAAGAUUUACUAAUAAUUGAUCUGAAGCAAAUUCUUACCACUGAAUGGCAGAAUUACUGAAAAUAUUUGGGCAAAGGUUGAGACAAAGUCAUCUGAUCAAUACUGAAAAUGUUGUGGAGCCCCUUGUGUCCUCUUUCUUACUACUGCAGUAAUGACAAUGUUUCACUCAUCCAUCCUCACUUGUGUGGAAAACUUUUUGCAUAAGUAGAAACAUCGUACAUUUACAGAAUCCUCAUAGACUAAUUGUCUCCAAACCAGCAAUAAUAAACAGUUCUUAACAUGCAUUUA
Messenger RNA from Hypanus sabinus (Atlantic stingray), 5577 nucleotides. It is a transcript of the gene pdap1a, whose product is annotated as pdgfa associated protein 1a. Bases 93 to 551 code for a protein of 152 amino acids. The transcript has 6 exons. The record is from RefSeq and is a predicted model, not a curated record. Gene Ontology annotation, molecular function: RNA binding. Lineage: Eukaryota; Metazoa; Chordata; Chondrichthyes; Myliobatiformes; Dasyatidae. Gene Ontology annotation, cellular component: cytosol.